GGACACACGCUCCUCAUGUCCCCCCCUCAUGUUAUUUUCAUGCCGGUAGACCCUCUCCUCCGGUCGGCCCUUGCAGCUCAGGGCUCCCGCUUCAUUUAACGACAUCCAUGGCCGCAGACCCUCCGGUGUCCGCUCCUCUGUAACGGGCUGCAGCCGGUGAAGCAUCGCGGACUCGAACCUGGAACUCCCCGCCUUCUUUACCUCGCCUCUCCUUCCCUUUACGCGCGCCAUGUCUUUUGGCACGAACACAAAAACUGGAUUCUCCGUGCGGGACAUCCUGGAUCUCCCGGACCCGACCGGAAGGUCCAGCGGCGGCUCCGGUACCGAGGAGACGGAGGAGGACGACACCGAGGUCUCAGGCUCAGAGAACCCGCAGAAACUGGGAUUUAACGCGCGGAGUUUGUUCGAGCGCAGCGGCGGAGGCGCAGGGAUCCUGGGCCGGUGGAGCCGCGGGUCCGGGAACCUGCACUUCUCACUACACGGUCUCUCACUAAAGCCUCGAACGGAGCCGAAAUCCCCGGAGCUCUUUGCGGACGAGUCCCCGGACGCGGAGCGGGACUCGGCGGGCUCAGAGGCGCAGAAGAGCCGCGGUCGGAAGCGGCGCGUCCUCUUCUCCAAGGCGCAGACCUUCGAGCUGGAGCGUCGCUUCCGACAGCAGCGCUACCUGUCCGCCCCGGAGAGGGAGCACCUGGCCGGGAUGAUCCGCCUCACCCCGAACCAGGUGAAGAUCUGGUUCCAGAACCACCGAUACAAGAUGAAGCGAGCCCGGACCGAGCGCAGCCUGGAGGCGCUGCAGCUGCUGCCGGCUCGCAGGGUCGCCAUCCCGGUGCUGGUGCAGGACGGGAAGCCCUGCGACCGGAUCAGUGCUCAGGACCUGGAGGGUCCUCUCAGGUCCGGCCUGACCCUGCCUCUGUGUGCCUACUCCCCGCUGCUGCACCCAUACGGCCCCGAGCACCCCGGCCUGCCGCAGCAGCACCCAGGGGUGCAGCAGCUGGCGCACAUGUACCACUGGAGCUGGUGAGGACUGUUUCUGAGGCCGACGAUUCAAAAUGAGGAACAGCGAGAAAAUUCCCAGAGUGAGAAAUGUCAAACUUGUAUUUAAAUGGAUGGAGUCUGGUCAAAUGUGUAUUUUCCAUAAAGUCUGGUGUCUUUGAGGAAAAUGGAAUGUAAAGUUAAAGCACACUUAAAAAAAGAAGACUUCUUUCUGGUGGUUUCUGAUUUAGAUUGUCUUUCUCUAAAAAUGAUAUUGUUUCUGUCUCACUGAAAACCUGUUGAUUCUUCACUUGUUCUGCUUCUUUCAUCCAGAUGUGCAACACAUCUCAGACUGCACUGCUUCCUGUUGAAUCUGCUCCGAGAGCUGAGGCAGAUGAACUGAAAGUUCUGUUUUAGUUGUGACUCCUGUUCGUUGUUGUUCUCGUGUUUUGCAGCAGAAGAGUCACUUUCUUCUCCAGAUGUUUCCCUGUGUUUUAUAAAAUCUAUUUAUAAUGUUGACGUGAGGUGUUUUGUAAUAAACUGGAUAUUUAUGAUUGUGAAUAAAAGCUGGAGCAGGUGUGAUCUCAU
Paralichthys olivaceus (Japanese flounder) is the source of this 1560-nucleotide messenger RNA. It is a transcript of the gene nkx2.2b, whose product is annotated as NK2 homeobox 2b. Lineage: Eukaryota; Metazoa; Chordata; Actinopteri; Pleuronectiformes; Paralichthyidae. Gene Ontology annotation, cellular component: nucleus. The record is from RefSeq and is a predicted model, not a curated record. Gene Ontology annotation, molecular function: RNA polymerase II cis-regulatory region sequence-specific DNA binding; DNA-binding transcription factor activity, RNA polymerase II-specific. Gene Ontology annotation, biological process: cell differentiation; regulation of transcription by RNA polymerase II.